Molecule: messenger RNA, 1539 nt
Organism: Dovyalis caffra
Lineage: Eukaryota; Viridiplantae; Streptophyta; Magnoliopsida; Malpighiales; Salicaceae
Source: the annotation of a GenBank genome assembly
AUGAGCAGCAACGGAGGAGGAGAAGCAGUAACAGCAGCAGGAGGAGGAGUUAUGGAGAAGAGGCCAAAGACCAAGAUUGUUUGUACUCUGGGUCCCGCAUCAAGAUCUGUCCCUAUGAUCGAAAAGCUCUUGAGGGCUGGCAUGAACGUUGCUCGCUUCAACUUCUCUCAUGGAUCUCAUGAGUAUCAUCAAGAAACCCUCGAUAAUCUCAAGGCCGCCAUGGUCAAUACCGGCAUUCUCUGUGCUGUAAUGCUUGACACCAAGGGGCCAGAGAUUCGUACUGGGUUCCUGAAGGAUGGGAAACCCAUCCAGCUCAAACAGGGUCAAGAAAUCACCAUAUCUACUGACUAUAGCUUAAAGGGUGAUGAGAAUAUGAUUUGCAUGAGCUAUAAGAAGUUGGCUGAGGAUGUAAAACCUGGAAUGGUGAUACUUUGUGCAGAUGGCACGAUAUCAUUUACAGUAUUAUCCUGUGACACAAAAGCUGGUUUGGUUCAAUGUCGCUGUGAGAAUUCUGCAGUUCUUGGUGAGAGGAAAAAUGUCAAUCUACCAGGAGUUAUAGUGGAUCUUCCAACCUUGACAGAGAAGGACAAGGAAGAUAUUUUGGGUUGGGGAGUUCCCAAUAAAAUUGACAUGAUAGCUUUAUCUUUUGUUCGAAAAGGCUCAGACCUUGUAGGUGUCCGGAAGUUGCUUGGAGAGCAUUCUAAGAACAUCCUUCUCAUGUCAAAGGUUGAAAAUCAAGAAGGAGUGGCAAAUUUUGAUGAUAUUUUAGCAAAUUCAGAUGCAUUUAUGGUUGCGCGUGGUGACCUUGGAAUGGAAAUUCCAAUUGAAAAAAUUUUCCUUGCACAGAAAGUGAUGAUCUACAAGUGCAACAUCCAAGGAAAACCUGUUGUCACUGCAACACAAAUGUUGGAGUCCAUGAUCAAGUCCCCCCGACCAACUAGAGCAGAAGCCACUGAUGUUGCCAAUGCAGUUCUUGAUGGGACCGACUGUGUGAUGCUGAGUGGUGAAACAGCAGCUGGAGCUUAUCCAGAACUUGCUGUUCGGACCAUGGCCAAAAUAUGUGUAGAAGCUGAAAGCACGCUUAAUUAUGGAGAUGUUUUUAAAAGGACUAUGGAACACUCACCUGUGCCCAUGAGCCCAUUAGAGAGUCUGGCCUCAUCUGCUGUUAGAACAGCCAAUUCAGUAAAAGCAUCUCUUAUAUUGGUUUUAACCAGGGGAGGAAGUACUGCAAAACUGGUGGCUAAAUACAGACCAGGCAUGCCCAUUUUGUCUGUGGUUGUCCCUGAGAUUCAGACCGAUUCCUUUGAUUGGUCAUGCAGUGAUGAAGCUCCUGCAAGGCAUAGCCUUAUAUUCCGCGGGUUGGUACCGGUUUUAUAUGCAGGAUCUGCUAAAGCCUCUAAUGCAGAGACAACAGAAGAAGCUUUGGAUUUUUCGCUUGAACAUGCCAAGGGGAAGGGACUGUGCCGGACCGGGGAUCCUGUGGUGGCUCUGCACCGGGUUGGAGCUGCAUCUGUGAUCAAGAUCAUAACUGCGAAGUGA